UGCCUGGUUAUUUUAUUUUAUUUUAUUUUAUUUUUUAUUUUAUUUUAUUUUAUUUUGCGUCUUGGUGUGGAUAACAUGUAUUUCCAGCUUUGGUUUUCAAGGUGUAGUACCACCAUUCGCCACCUAGCCGCAGUAAUAAGCUGAGGCGGAGUUAAACUCUCCAAAACCCACGAAGAAGAGCGAGCGUCGCCAUGGCGGAAACAAAGCAGCAGGCAGCCUCCUCCCCUGAAGAUGAAGCUCCUGAAGUUUCCGCCCAGGCCAGCUUCAUGAUACCUAAGAAGGAAAUCAGCAUGGUGCCCGACAUGGGGAAGUGGAAGAGAUCUCAGGCCUACGCCGACUACAUAAGCUUCAUCGUCACGCUGAAUGAAGGAGUGAAGGGAAAGAAGAUGUCGUGUGAAUAUGAAGUCUCCGAGACGGUGGACAGGCUGCUGGAGCUUUUGGGGACUUUGGACCGUUGGAUAAACGAGACUCCUCCUGUUGACCAGCCGUCGCGUUUCGGUAACAAAGCCUACAGAACCUGGUUUGCCAAACUGGAGCAGGAAGCCGAGACCUUGGUGUCCGCCGUACUUCCUGCCGACAGAUCCGCUGCUGCUCCAGAGAUUGCCGUCUACCUGAAAGAGUCGGUCGGGAACCCCACCAGGAUAGACUAUGGAACGGGUCAUGAAGCAGCUUUUGCGGCGUUCCUCUGCUGCCUGUGUAAAGUUGGAGCUCUCAGAGCAGAGGAUCAACUCGCCAUCGUCUUUAAGGUUUUUGACAGGUACCUCCAGGUGAUGAGGAAGCUGCAGAAAACCUACAGGAUGGAGCCGGCUGGGAGCCAAGGAGUCUGGGGCCUGGAUGACUUCCAGUUCCUGCCCUUCAUCUGGGGCAGCUCCCAGUUCAUAGGUCAUCCGACUCUGGAACCGCGGCAUUUCCUCGACGAGAAGGUGGUGAACGAGAACCACCAAGACUUCAUGUUCCUGGAGUGCAUCAAGUUCAUAAACGAGAUGAAGACGGGUCCGUUUGCCGAACACUCCAACCAGCUGUGGAACAUCAGCGCCGUUCCUUCCUGGUCCAAAGUCAACCAAGGCCUGAUCCGAAUGUACAAGGCGGAGUGGGGUGGAUGUACUGAACAAACCACGAGGGUCCAACUGGACCGAGGAGGUCUACUGGUUCCAGAAACGCCCACAGAAUUCCUGAUUACUGCUCCGACUUCUCACAAAUGUUCUGGUAGUCGAGGAGCGUUGUUUUAGUUGUUGGUGUUGGUUCUGUAAGAGCCUUGGGGCGGGGCCUAAGAGGCACCAGCUGAAGGCUGAUUGGCUCCUGAAGUUCCCCCGGUGGUCACAGGGUCACAGACGGGUUCUGAGCUCAGUCCUGGUGCUGUGUUUAGAAUAAAGCACAGCCUAAACCAGGAGCUGGUACGGAAGCCAGCGAGAGACAAAAAGACCAAACCAUCCCUAAAGGGAAAAGUCCUCAAACCAUCAGACUAUUUUUAAUCUGGAAUCUAAAACACAGCUUUUACCUGUGGAGGUGACCGGAAAACCCGGAAUCUGGUCAGCGGGAAACCCGGAAUCUGGUCAGCUGGAGGAACCUUUAGUCUUCAUUCAGAUUUAUUACAUCGUUUCACUGAUACCGGAUGUAAACCUCAGAUUUCCUUUAUAUAGAACAUUAGAUGUUUUUUAAGUAGGUGACAUCACUUCCUGUCCUGAUUCUAUUAUUUAUUGUUGUUUAGCCUGAUUUACUCUGAAACCCGACACUCGGGGCUGUUUUCAUAUCACUUUUAGAACAUCUGAUCUUAUAUUUGUGACGUUCUUCUGAAGUCACACUGAAGGAACUACGUUUUGUCAUCGUAUUUGUUUUUGUUAUCUAAAUAAAGUUUUAUCUGAGCCUUUGUGACGAGCAGCAGUGAGAGGAGCUGCUGAAGCAGGCGGCGAGGAAAACACCCAGACGGGCCGGCUCUGUGGGACGCUGGGAGGCAGGAAAGGGUUAA
Molecule: messenger RNA, 1966 nt
Organism: Nothobranchius furzeri (turquoise killifish)
Lineage: Eukaryota; Metazoa; Chordata; Actinopteri; Cyprinodontiformes; Nothobranchiidae
Gene: ptpa
Product: protein phosphatase 2 phosphatase activator
Biological process (GO): mitotic spindle organization
Cellular component (GO): nucleus; protein phosphatase type 2A complex; cytoplasm
Molecular function (GO): protein tyrosine phosphatase activator activity; peptidyl-prolyl cis-trans isomerase activity
Source: RefSeq, a predicted model, not a curated record